This is a messenger RNA of Ramularia collo-cygni, 3738 nucleotides long. Its product is annotated as probable ribosomal RNA-processing protein 12. The record is from RefSeq and is a predicted model, not a curated record. The transcript has a single exon. NCBI's taxonomy places the organism in Eukaryota, Fungi, Ascomycota, Dothideomycetes, Mycosphaerellales, Mycosphaerellaceae. The coding region runs from base 1 to 3738 and encodes 1245 amino acids.
AUGUCUCUGCAGGAGAGAUUGACCCAAAUCCGCUCGUCGCCGAAGCUGCAGAGUCAGCAGCAGACGUCGGUCGUUCUCAAUGCGAUUGAAGAUACACUGCGCAGUCAGAAAAGCGAACCGACACCCACCGCAUACUUUGCUGCGCUCUUGUCUCUUCUCGGACAGUACAUUUCCGCCGACAAGGGGCUUGUGAACAAGGAAGUCGCCAAUUCCGUUGUAUACCUCCUCGAUCUUGUCACGAGCCAUGUUCCCGCGCCACUCCUCCGAUCGAAAUUUCCUCAAAUCCUCGCUAGCCUUGCGCCGGCCUUGACACAUCCCGAGGCGGAGGCACCUCUACUACGAGCCAGCAUAGGAUGUCUUGAGUCUCUACUUGUAGCACAAGAUUCUCAAGCAUGGGCUCUCCCACAGUCGACCACCAGUCCGCGCGGCGCAAUGGGUGGACUUCUUGCGCUAGCCAUGGACCACCGACCGAAAGUGCGGAAGCGGGCACAGGAAGCCUUGAGCAGCGUUUUGAAACAACCUCCGCCUUCACCUUCUCUCGAUCACCCUGCUGCCGAAAUGUGUGCCGAGACUGCAGUGCGACAUUUACAAUCUGCCGUGGAUGAGGCAACAUCGAAGAAGAGGAAGCAGAAGCAAAAGGACGAGACACAGAACGAUCCAAACUUGAUGCACGCCAUGCAGUUGGUCAAGACAUUGGCUACAGUGGACAAUGGCUGGCCGAGUAAGAGGAUAGAUGCUCUAUGCGAACUCCUGCUCAACAUUUCGCGAGGCAACAAUGAGUACCUCACAAUGGCUGCUUUUGAGAUCUUCGAGAUCAUCUUUGCAGGCAUGGCAGAUGAGGUUUCUUCAUCCAAACUUCCUCGAUUGUUGGAGGUGAUUACCGAGUUGCAGCCUUCACAAAACGAUUCACAGCUUCUCCCACCUUGGAUAGCAGUUCUGAGUAGAGGAUAUGACGUUUCUUCCCAGAUUGCACCAGACGAGACCUUCCAAAAGCUCCCCAAGCUGUUCAACAAGAUCGCCUCAUUUCUGGUCUCUUCCUCCCAUAACAUUCGCAUUUCUGCAUCCGAGUGCCUGAUCUCCCUCCUACAUACCUGCAUACCAGAGUCCGUAUUGUUGGAGCCAUCGAUCAUGGAUGACAAGGCUUUGGAGAAGGUUGCCAAGACACUGCGGGAUCUUCUGAGUGUCAAAUACCAGACAGCUUGGAUGGAGGUGUUCAACGUGCUUGCUGCGGCUUUUGAGGUUUUGAGAUGGCGAAGUCAGCCGCUGUUGGACAGCGUAGUCAAGGCGAUUGGAGAUUUGCGCACCGACGGUUCCUUCACCGGAAAGAAGGAGGCAGACGCAGUCCUUUCAGCAGCUAUCCGAUCAUCUGGACCUGGAAAUGUGCUUGGAGUACUCCCUCUCAACCUUGGAACAUCCUCCUCUGGACCUGGUCGGGCAUGGUUACUCCCAAUCAUGCGAGACUCUGUCAGCAACACCAAUCUGGCACACUUCCGGACGGAGCUUGUUCCCUUGAGCGAGACAAUGUUUCAGCGCGUUCUAAACCACGGCGAUGCAGAGAAGACUAUGGAAAUCAAGAUCUUCGAGACCGUUGUCAGUCAGAUCUGGUCAUGCCUUCCUGGCUACUGUGAAUUGCCACUCGAUUUGGUAGAAGCCAUGGACCAGUCGUUCGCUGAGAUGCUGAGUAACUUGCUCUACCAGCAACCUCAAUUGAGGACUGUCAUCUGCAAGGCUUUGCAGAAUCUUGUGGAAACGAACAAAGCUAUCGUGGAGGUUGAGGGCGAGGAAGACAUUAUCCAACAAGGACGUCUUUCCAAGGCAGACGCUCAGAAGAAUCUAGAGCAUCUAGCUGGAUUCGCAAGCAACUUCCUGGCAGUCCUUUUCAAUGUCUACGCAGAAACUCUCCCGCAAAACCGCGGGAACCUCCUUCAAUGCAUCAACGCAUAUUUGAGCGUCACGCCGGAGUCGGAGUUGAUUGAGACCUAUCAACGCGUGGCYACGAUGCUUGAGGGAUCUCUAGAUGAAGCUGGACCGCAGACCCAAGCAGACAAGCAAAAGUCACAGAACAAGGACGCCAAGAGUAAGAUGCCGCMGACUUCGCACACUCUGAUGGAUUUGAUCAUUACCAUAUCGACAUAUCUACCGAGAGAGAGCUUUAGCGGAUUGUUCAACAUGGCUGCCAACAUCCUCAACAAGCAGGACGAUCCUCAACUACAGAAGAAGGCGUAUAAGCUGAUUCCUCGAUUGUCCGAGAGUGAGAUUGGUCGACAAGCGUUGGAGGAGCGGAACGCAGACUUGCAACAACUCAUCCUCACUGCGGCAGACAAGGCUACAGCGCCCUCGCGGAGAGAUAGACUGGCAUCGAUUGCGGAAAUCAUCCCUGGACUACCAAAGUCCGAUCUUCACUUCAUCCCGUCAAUCAUCCCCGAGGUCGUCAUCAGCGCAAAGGAGGUCAACGAAAAGGCAAGAACAGCUGCAUUUGACCUUCUCGUCCUCAUGGCGGAGAAGAUGGCAGAUGGUGGUGUUGUAGUCAACGCAAACGUGCCUCACAUGCCAUCAGACGCUCCCUCUGUAGAUGCCAGUCUGGAGGAAUACUUCACAAUGGUCUCCGCCGGUCUGGCAGGGUCAACACCACACAUGAUCUCCGCGUCUAUUACGGCAUUGACGAGACUGCUAUACGAGUUCCACGGUCGCAUGCAGGAGUCCACCGUGGCCGACUUGGUGCAGACUAUGGAUCUCUUCCUCACAUCCAACAACCGUGAGAUUGUGCAGUCAGUAUUGGGCUUCGUCAAGGUCUGUAUCAUCUCUCUGCCCAGCGAAGUCAUGCUACCACGGCUGGAGACUUUGGUUCCCAACUUGAUCGUCUGGAGUCAUGAGCACAAGGCACAUUUCAAAUCCAAGGUCAAGCACAUCUUCGAGCGGAUGAUCCGUAGAUUCGGUGCCGAAAUUGUGGAGAGACAUAYACCAGAAGCAGAUCGAAAACUCAUAACAAACAUCCGCAAGAUGCGGGAAAGGCGCAAGAGAAAGAAGACCGAGGGCGAUGGCGAAGAGACCACCGCUACUGACAAGAAGCGUGGCAAGUUUGAGAGCGAAUACGACGAGGCCGUCUACGGAUCUGCUUCGGAAUCAGACGCUGGCUCUGACAUUUCCGACGAUGAGGUUCUUGGCCGCUCAGUCGCCAAAGGACAAAAGGCGAAACAAGGAGGCAAGCAGUACAUUGUGGAAGACGACGAUGAGCCUUUGGAUCUUCUUGAUCGUAAAGCACUCGCUCAUGUGUCAUCAACGAAGCCUUUGAAGAAUCGGGAGACUGAUGGAAAGAAGAAGAAAGCCAAGACUGAUCUCGACGGCAAGCUUGUAUUCAACGACAACGAUUCAGAUGCAGAAGUCAUGGACUUUGACGGGGAUGAGCCUGGUGAUGGCACUCUCGAGGGUGGUAUCAACGCUUACGUGGCCGCGCUCAAGGGCAAGGAUGCGCCCGUCAAAGGUCAGCGAGGAUUGAAAUUCAAGAAUUCUCGCGCCAGUGCUGGUGAUGAUGAUGAAAUGGACGUGGAUGAGGAUGUCAUGUCUGCGAAGAAGAAGCUGGAUGCGAGGAGUCCUCGGGGUGGUGGUGGUGGGCCGCAGAGAAGGGGACUUGGAGGGGAGAAGAACAAGGGUUUCUCGGCUGGCAAAGUUGGUAAAGCGCGCGGUGGUGGCUCGUUUAGAGGGAAACAUGGGUUGCAGAAUCGUAGGGGUAGAAAGUAG